CCAGGAACAACAUCAGAAAACGAACGAAGCAGUUGAUUCAAUCCACGCUGUGGGCUCUCGAGCCACAUCUGUUUGGAAUCCAGUUGACCAUGGAUUUGUAUUAUGACUUCAAGGAAGAAGAAUUUGAAGAGGUUAUUCAAAUACAAAUAAAAAGGGAAGAAGAGCCUUAUGACAUCAAACAGGAAGACUCUACAGGAGAGUCCAGUGUUCUAGAACACAGGGGAGGAGCAUCUAUUAUUCUAGAACACUGCUAUGCAGCACCAUAUUGGGCCAUGCCUGUGAAGGACACCAAAGAAGAAGAUACAGAUAUUCUACCUAAGGAUUACACAGCGGAGAUCUCUGUAACAUUAGAAGAGGAAGAGGAGAUGACUGAGGAGGAGGAGGAGGAUGAAAUGUGCUCUUCACAGGACACCAUGGAUGAUGGAGGAACAAGCACUUUUGAGGACAGCGACGAGGAACCUCACCAACAUCAUACUACUCAUACAAGGAGGGCACAAAAAAAGCAAUUUAAGAAGGUGCGCAAAACUUUGGAGAAAAGAAGAGGAAAACCAUACUUUGAUUAUUCUGAGUGUGGAAAGACCUUCACUGGAAAGCAACAUAUCAGAAAAAGUCAUCAGAAAAUUCAUACGGGAGAAAAGCCUUACCAGUGCACCACAUGUGGAAAGGCCUUUAGACGACAGCGUGUUCUCAAAAGUCAUCAGAGAAUUCAUACGGGAGAAAAGCCUUACCAGUGUACUACAUGUGGAAUGACCUUCAGACGAAAAUAUGUUCUCAAAGGUCACCAGAGUAUUCAUGUGGAAAAGCCUUUCAAGCCUUUCCAAUGUACUACAUGUGGAAAGGGCUUUGCAAACUCAGGAAGCUUGAAGUAUCAUCUCCAAAUCCAUACUGGAGAAAGGCCAUUCCAGUGCAGCACAUGCGGAAAGAGCUUUUGGGAUAAACAUCAUUUAACCAGCCAUCUGAGAAAGCAUGGACAAAAGCCUUAUCAGUGUAGCACAUGUGGAGAAGCAUUUGCAUACAGUGCUACUCUCAGAAUUCACCAGCGAAUCCAUCAGAAAAUUCAUACGGGAGAAAAGCCUUACCAGUGCACCACAUGUGGAAAGGCCUUUAGACGAAAGCGUGUUCUCAAAAGUCAUCAGAAAAUUCAUACGGGAGAAAAGCCUUACCAGUGCACCACAUGUGGAAAGGCUUUUAGACGAAAGAGUGUUCUCAAAAGUCAUCAGAAAAUUCAUACGGGAGAAAAGCCUUACCAGUGCACCACAUGUGGAAAGGCCUUUAGACGACAGCGUGUUCUCAAAUGUCAUCAGAGAAUUCAUACGGGAGAAAAGCCUUACCAGUGUACUACAUGUGGAAUGACCUUCAGACGAAAAUAUGUUCUCAAAGGUCACCAGAGUAUUCAUGUGGAAAAGCCUUUCCAGUGUACUACAUGUGGAAAGGGCUUUGCAUACUCAGGAACCUUGAAGUCUCAUCUCCAAAUCCAUACUGGAGAAAGGCCAUUUCAGUGCAGCACAUGCGGAAAGAGCUUUUGGAAUAAACAUCAUCUAACCAGCCAUCAGAGAACCCAUGGACAAAAGCCUUAUCAGUGUAGCACAUGUGGAGAAGCAUUUGCAUACAGUGCUACUCUCAGAAUUCACCAGCGAAUCCAUCCUGAUGAAAGGCCUUACCAGUGCUCUACAUGUGGAAGGGACUUUACAAAAUCAAUACAUUUAGAAAUGCAUCAAAGUAGGGAUGCACAAUGUCAAAAAUUUCAGCCGAUUCCGAUAUCCGAUAUUGAUAUUGCGGUUUUGGCCGAUAACCGAUAUUAACCGAUACCGAUGUUUUUCUUUUCUAUUCUUUUAAAGAAAUGACUGAUGCAAACAAACAUAAUUUUUGAAUGUCCUCUUAUUUCCAAAAACACACCUGUGAUAAAAUUAGAUAAAAAAUAGAGACAAAUUAGAAGACAAACAUUGAAAGUCACCGUCAAGUCCAAUCUUUUAGAACCGUAACAUAUUAAAAAAAAACAUCUGCGUUAACAUCGGCCCAGUUUUACCCAUCAGACCGAUGUCCGAUGUGUUGAGAAAUGUCAAAUAUCGGCCGAUACCGAUACAUCUGGCCGAUACAUCGUGCAUCCCUACAUCAAAGAAUCCAUACUGGAGAAAGCCCUUACCAGUGUAGUACACGUGGAAAGGCCUAUACCCAAAGAGGAGCUCUCAAGAGGCACCAGAUGACUCAUACUGGAGACUUUACCAGUGUAGCACACGAAGAAAGAGCUAUGCACUCCAAAACAGUCUAACCCAGUGGUUCCCAACCUUUUUCUUCAGGGACCCAUGUUUUUACUAUUGUAAGCUUUGGUGACCCAACCACGCGAGCGCCCGCACAAGACGGAGUCACAAGAUGCCCUCUGUUUCCUGCGAAAACUAAUUUUAUUUAUUUUAUUCCUCAAUUCGUCUUUGGUCAAAUAUAGAAUAAAUGUUUAAUGUAGCACUUACAAUGUGUUGCUUUUAUGCAUUUAUUAGUUAAAUGCAUAGAAGCAAAAUAGUUGUCAGAAGACAAAUAGUUGUCUUUUAUUCAACAUGGGCUAUAUAUAUUUGAAAUGAAACCCCUUAAAAUCAAGAAGGCUCUGCGACCCCCUGUGGAUCUUUGGCGACCCAUAAGGUGGGUCCCGACCCAUAGGUUGGGAACCACUGGUCUAACCUACCAUCAGAGAACCCAUACUGGAGAAAAUCCUUACCAGGGGUGCAUUUCACAAAACCAUAGUUACUAACUAUGUGUGCUACUUUGUUGUUUGCGAUGCAAUUUCCUUACUGGCAACUAGUCAAGUUGCUAACAGGUUAUCAACUGUGCUUUUUAGAAACGCACGCCAGUGUAGCACACAUGGAAAGGGCUUUACAGUCAAAUGUCUCAAAAGUCACCAGCAUACCUGUCAACUUUGAGUUACCAAAAUUCUGAAAAAUUCCCAUAUUUUAAGCCAAAAUUCGGGAAAUUUUGUUUGAAAGUUUAAAAUGAGCAUAAAGCGUGAAAAACAAUGAA
Messenger RNA from Engraulis encrasicolus (European anchovy), 3006 nucleotides. RefSeq names its product gastrula zinc finger protein XlCGF26.1-like. NCBI's taxonomy places the organism in Eukaryota, Metazoa, Chordata, Actinopteri, Clupeiformes, Engraulidae. The record is from RefSeq and is a predicted model, not a curated record. Gene Ontology annotation, biological process: regulation of transcription by RNA polymerase II. The transcript has 6 exons. Gene Ontology annotation, molecular function: RNA polymerase II transcription regulatory region sequence-specific DNA binding; DNA-binding transcription factor activity, RNA polymerase II-specific. Gene Ontology annotation, cellular component: nucleus. The coding region runs from base 90 to 1802 and encodes 570 amino acids.